GUUGCACCAAUGUGCAGUUUAUUUUGGGGAAAAAUCAACAAAAUCCUGAUGAUCAUCUUCAUGAUCUUACUGAUGUUUGCUAUAUUGUUUGGAAACUUUCUGACUUUGGCCGUGGUGCUUGGAACGAAGCAUUUCCACACACCUCAGGGUUAUCUGAAAGCCUCUCUGGCGGUGGCGGACCUGGCCGUGGGGCUGCUCGUGGUCCCCGUGUCCGUGUACGCAGAGGUGUCGCUCGUGCUGAAGGACGCAGCUGCAGCUCCAGCAUGGACAGCGCAGGACUCCCAGCACACCGCAUCCCUCCACCCGUGCGCCAUCAUCGGCCCCGUGUUCGCCGGCUGCACGCUGGUCUCCAUCACCACAGUGUUUCUGCUCACCAUGGAGCGCAGCAUUGCUGUCCUGAAACCUUUACACAAAGAAUCCGUGAUUACAAGAAGACGAACCAUGAUGCUGAUCGGGUGCUCUUGGACAGGGAGUUUUUUCCUCGCUCUCUCCCCUCUGAUGUUUAACAAGCACAUGGUGCUGGAGUAUAACGCCUGCAGCAGGAUGUGCAACUACGCAUCAGGAGGGGAUGAGUUUCAGUCCCAAGCUUGGCACAUCCUCUUACUGUUCCCAGCGUUUGAUUUCACUCUGCUCGUAGGGACUGUGGUUACGAACAUUAUCUCCUUCACUACGAUCCGCCAUCACUCCAAGAAAAGAAGGCGUCUGACCCGAGCAGCUGAACAAACCGCAUCAGGACCGAGUUUCUCCGACAUCAAGGCUGCAAAAACAAUCGGCGCUCUCACUCUGGGCUUCACCGCCUCCUUCACUCCUGUCGCGGUGUUUGUGGUCGGAAACGUGGCUGGAAAUCAGUGGUGCACUUUCUCCUUUUUUGCCUUCUGGAUUCUGGCCACAAGCAGCUGCUGGAAUGUCAUCAUCUACAGCGUGAGGGACCAGAAGUUCAGACUCCGAGCACGUCAACUUCUCAUGUUCUCGAAAAUAAAAACUUCAGCCUAA
Neoarius graeffei (lesser salmon catfish) is the source of this 993-nucleotide messenger RNA. Its product is annotated as beta-2 adrenergic receptor. The annotation marks the transcript as partial. Gene Ontology annotation, molecular function: G protein-coupled receptor activity. Gene Ontology annotation, biological process: G protein-coupled receptor signaling pathway. Lineage: Eukaryota; Metazoa; Chordata; Actinopteri; Siluriformes; Ariidae. Gene Ontology annotation, cellular component: membrane. The record is from RefSeq and is a predicted model, not a curated record. The transcript is spliced from 2 exons.